CAGUCUUUUUCCAAUAGACCUAUUCUGUGGUGUUUUGUAGACCAAGCGAUUCGUCCGUAAACAAGAAAGUAACUGACAGAAUAAUCCAUAUGAAUAUAAUCUUUAGCUGCAGCCAUAAAUACAAUCAACUGGAGCAUCUGUUCAUAAGAUGCCAUGACUUCUGUAUUCACUUAGCACUCGAUGACCAAGACAGCUGGUAAAAUUCCGAGCAGCACCUGAACUCCUCAGCAGUAGUUGACUGGAGGGGAUGGAGGUGCGACGCUGGUGCUGUUUUCUCCGCCACACAUUCACAUAACCUAUCAACCCAACUGGAACGACGUGAGCUCCACGGGAAACCACCCUGAAUGGACUACCGCAGAACCGACAGAGCCGACUCACCUUUUUCUCUUCACGGAGGAAAGGAAACCCAGCUGCCCACCUUUGCCGCUGGAGAAAGCGCGUGGAGAUGCUUCGCGCGCGGGUCUAGUGAUAGAAACGCGCGCUUAAUGAUUAGUGUUUAGACAAGUCGCUAAUUAACUAGUAAUCACACAAGUAGUAUUUAUACCGCCAGCGUGGUUCGCGUGUCUCGUUGCAGGCUAAAAUUAAAGCAGGGCAGAGCCACGAUAGUGUUUAUUCAGUAGUUUUUCAUUUUUCAUCAACACACCUUGGAUUUGUUAUCACAAAGCAAGUGUGGAGCCGAGGAGGAGGUCAAAACAAUUUGAGACAGACCGAAAUCAGAGAGAGAGAUGACCCUUGUUUUGUCCAUGAAUCCUUUUCUGGACCCAGAAGGAGACCCUCCACUCUCUACAUACCAGCCAAUAUGGGAAUCGAAGCGCUGCACUAAGACCUGCCUGUCGAACCCUGCCCCGCCAUGCAGCUCUGAAGAGCAGUUUACACCAGAUCCACCCUAUAGGCGAGUUCCAGAUCAUGUUUCAGUGUCAAGGAUUGCAUACUUCAAGAGGAAGUUUGUUGAUGAUGACGAUGAGCCUUCCUUCAGCUUUAGGACGUACUGCCAGACUGUUGCACCAGCUUUGGAGGAGCGUGCCCAUGUGCUGCGUCUCUCCCUGGAGAAAAUGAGAUUCAUUGACGACCCUGAAGCCUUCCUCCGUCGCUCUGUCCUUGUCAACAAUCUCCUUCGUCGUCUGCGAGCUGAGAUCCUGCUCCAGAGCGCUGACUGGUGUUUCCCACCAAACCCAGCAUUCGCCACCGGCCCCUGCGUCCUGCCACCCAACACUAACCCCGCUCACCAGGCUCUCCAGGGAACAAUGCCCACUCGGAUCUGCUUAGCACCCAGUGCAGGACCGCCCUUCCGUAAACGCCUCCGAAUGGUCCGUGGAGGGCAGGGAGAUCUACGCCCUGACUGUGCGCAGACAUGCUGCUGCAUUUACGCAGCAACAGCAGCUGCAGGACACUACCUCCACCUCCCUUUCUCUAUGUAUGAUGCAGCACUGUCUACCUGCCCGUCCACACCACACUCCUCCUCUUUCUUUCAACUAGCUAGCCAUACUAAGUUAGGGUUGACAUUGGCUGUAGAGGAGCCUGAUGAGAAUGAUGAUGUUGAGGAGGAGGAGGAUGAGGAGGAAAAUGAAGAUGAGCAAGAGAGGGAAGAUGAGGACGAGGAAGAAGAUGAUGAAAAGAGACAAGCCGGGCCUUCUACUGAUGUUAAGCAAAGGUCAAGCCAGAGAAGUAGAACUAGGACUUUGCUGGGUCAUGCACACCCAAGGACAGAGGAGGACAGCUGCAUAAUAGAUAGGAUAGAAGAAGAGGAGGAGGGAGAGCAGGAUGAAGAAGAAGAGGUAGAGGAAGAGGAGCAGGUUGUGAGACCUUGUCAGUGGGACUCAGGCAGAGAGCUCCACAAGGAAAAGAUGCCAAAUAGCACACACACACACAGACAGACAUUGCCGGGCGAGUGCUGAGGAGAGGGGAGCUGUCAUUUGUCAACAAGGAACUUUGGCAGCUCGCAGUUGCCAUGGGAACUGUCUGUUGCUGAGGACUGGUUUUGCAUCACAAGGUCCUCAUAUUGGCUCCAAAGCCUCCAAGGUCCCACCCCUCCUCCACCCAGCUCACCUCCAUCUCUCAGAGCUUCAAACAAAUUGUCAGGAUUUUCCUUGCUUCAUUUUCCCCUCAAUCUGCUGUCUUCCACCUCCAUGACCAAAUUCCUGUGCUUUAUUUCCCAGUCAAGUUUUCUUAUUAGCAGGGAUGUUUGCCUCUGUUGUUUGAGUUACAACAGCUACAUGAUCAGAUUCACAAUCAAUAAGACUGAAGCUAUUGAUAGCUGAGAUGCCAGUAUGUACAUGACACUAAGUCAUAUUAUAUCUUCAGACACAUUUUCAUAGUACAAACAAAAUAAAAUUUUAGUGUUUCAUUCUUACUAGAACAGAAGGCUUC
This is a messenger RNA of Monopterus albus (swamp eel), 2367 nucleotides long. It is a transcript of the gene sertad4, whose product is annotated as SERTA domain containing 4. Gene Ontology annotation, cellular component: nucleus. The record is from RefSeq and is a predicted model, not a curated record. Lineage: Eukaryota; Metazoa; Chordata; Actinopteri; Synbranchiformes; Synbranchidae. The transcript has 5 exons. The coding region runs from base 726 to 1895 and encodes 389 amino acids.